This is a messenger RNA of Aspergillus vadensis CBS 113365, 1756 nucleotides long. RefSeq lists its product as uncharacterized. The transcript is spliced from 2 exons. Lineage: Eukaryota; Fungi; Ascomycota; Eurotiomycetes; Eurotiales; Aspergillaceae. The coding region runs from base 226 to 1395 and encodes 389 amino acids. The record is from RefSeq and is a predicted model, not a curated record.
CCCUCCUGGCUGGCUAUGCAAAGAAGCGCUCGCUGGUGGAAUCCAUAUCAUCAAAGCAUUCCCCCCAUUCAUCUGUUUCUUAUUUUCACAGCUGGAUAUCAUCCGCUUUUCAUCUCAAUAACUGUUGUUCCCAUCGCCAAACGAUCCCUUCCUUUCAUCGUUCUUAAUUUAUAGCGCCUUUUCACCCGUCUUAUCGGUGCCUGGCUUAGAUCCGCCUCGGCCACCAUGCACCUCCGUUCGUGCCUUGUGGGGAGCGUUCUCGCUCUCGGCGCCAACGCCUUCCUCGUUAUCCCCGAAGUCGAGGAAGCCGUCGCCCCUGAGGGUAACUUCCCUCCCCUCCAUCCUUUGGAGGUUUAUGCUCCCAAGAAAGAGCAGGUUGAGCUUGCCUGCACCGAAUGUCCGUUCCGUGAAGUCAGCGAGGAUGGGAAGGUCAGCUGGACUGACGGCUUCCAAACCUCUUUGUUGGUUGACUUCUCCACUGAAAAUGGCUUCCUUCUGGCCAACGGUCGUCAAAUCUUCCCUCCGCCACCUCCCACUCUCAUCACUGCCGUUCAGCGCCGGGCGUCGGAUGGCGUAGAAACGGAACCCAUCCCGUUGGGAUACGCUGUGGAGGAGAUGCCCUUGCCUACUCCACCCGAGGACCCUAUGGAUUUGGUCGCUGUGCGUUUCACUGUCCUCGACCUCGACAGUCGCCCGGUCCCCUUGGAUACGGUGGCUUUGACGCUUCUCCAUGACCCUAGCAGCGGCGAGCUGUACAUCGCCAAGACUGAGAUCGAAGAAGCGACCCCCGACCGCGUCUCUUGGAAACAAUGCCGCGGAAAGCCGAAAUGCCUGAGGAAGCUGUUGUUCGACCGGAUGCGCGCCUUGUUCGCAGCGGCCAAGGCCCGUAUGCUUGGAAUGGCACCUAAGCCGAAGGGCUGCGGUGGUCCUCACGGUUUGGGCUUGCCUCCCCCGCCCCGGCCUCACCAUCACCACCACCACCACCCCGACGACAAGUUUGACCCUGAGCGCAUGCCGCCCAUGCCGCCCAUGGAGGGAGAGGAGGCUGGGUUCCACGGCCACAUGGACAAGUUUGACCGCCCCCACCAUCACCAUCACAUGCACCACAUGCACCAUGGCCAGUGGGAACGCACCGUCCACCGCGUGGUCCGUUUCAUCGUCGUUCCCGCUGUGCUGGGUGUUUUGGCUGGUCUGGCCGCGAGCGCUCUUGGUAUGCUGGUUGGCCAGAUCGUGGUCUUCAUGUGGCAGCGUUUCCGCCGUUCUACUCCCAAGAAGUCUUUGGAACAGGGCACUGUGUCCGAAAAGCAGGGUCUGAUGAUGGAGUCUGAAGAACUUCCCCCGGCGUACAGUGAUGAAGAGCCUGUAGCUGAGGAAGUAUCUUCGGCCAAGAAUUAAUUCGACCCACAAUAAUAUUUGCCCUCUUUUGCCCCUUCAUACCGCACAUUAAGAUACUGCACCGUUCUUGACCUUUGCUACAAAAAGAUGGAUUUGGCAAGACUUUCGGGGCACCCCUUAUUAAAAACAAAUACAUCUUUGAACUUUUCCUUGUUUCAUUCAAAGUGAUACUGUAAAGCGAACCCUCGUUUCAAUUUUCUUUCUCUUCUCGAAAAUUCUUUACAAAUUCAUCUUCAUUUGAUCAUGGUUUUCUGCGGGGAUUUAUAGUUCGCGCUCGGCUUUGCCCUGUCGGCUGUACCAAGCUACUAGUCAGACUUCACUAGUUUCCUUAUGUAGUUCCAAUAUGGUUAUAAGUUGUUCC